UACUCAUGUACAGAGCCGUGUACAGUGGAGGCCCAGGCCUAGACGUAUUGAAAAGGGUGAAGAUGAUGCCAGUUCAACCAGCCACGAAAUCUUUCUUCUUCAAAUUACCUACCGGUACUUUACGUGUUAAAAUCUUCCUGGAACAACGUGGCUUGUACAUGCCAUGGGGAACCCACUGCCUUAUUUGUAAAAAACCAGGAAACCAUAGAUAAUGUCUUCAUCCACUGUUGGCACAGACAGACAGACAGACAACGAACUAUAUUUAAAAUAAUCCUGAGGAGCUACUGUCAGGACCUCCUAACGGGAGGCCAUUGUAGCGUUUUUUUUUUUUUUUUUUUCCUGGGACGUGCUGCAAAGGACUUUAAAAAAGGAGUUACUGAUAUAUCUACACGGAAUCAGGUUUCUUGCAGUAAAUGAUGACGAAGGAUUCCCGUACGACCUUAUCAUGCUUACGGGCGUCCACUGUUUAUGGCGCUCAAGAAUGGCGGGCUACCAUUGUGACCCGAAUGCCCGACCAGCGUGUGUAUAGUUCCGAGAAUGUAUGCAGCGAUAUGUAGAAGUGCAGAAAUUGCAACUGCCUGUUCCUGAGUGGCUUUACAGGGUUGAACCCCUGACAGCACUCAAGGAAUUUUAAUAAGACAAUGUCAUGCCACAGUAGCGGACGGCAUCGAAUGUAUAUAUUACUGUUUCUUGUUCGGUUUUUCUAUUCAUUAUUUUUUUUCUUUCGCUUUUGUGUAUAUCAUUUAAGGAAUGUGUGUUGUGGUGACAUGUCGAGGACUGGCAAUAAAGAAAAAAGAAAUAAUGGCCAGUAUCCCCGCCUGUCAAGCGGGAGACCUGGGCUCGAUUCCCCGACGGGGAGUGUUUUUUUUUUUUUUUUUUUACUACUUCUCUAUUUUAGGCACACGUAGCUGCGCCCACGACACUUAUCCUCAGUAUCGGUCUGUGUCUUUCGCGCGAUUGGGAGUAAGGCUGUUGCGAAACACUUUUAUGCUUUCAUUCCCAUCGUGUAUAGAGUGCAUUAGCGAACGCCUCUCGUGCCUCCUCGUUAGUAUAGUUAGUAUAGUUAGUUAAUAUAGUUAGUUAGUAUAAUUAGUAUAGUAUAGUAUGUAGAAGAAGACGGCGUUCCGAACGAUCGCUUUUCUCAUGUUCUCCGCUUCAAAGGAUUUAUCGGCCCCAGGCCGAGGUGCUGCUCAGGCUUCAGCCAGCAGCAAUGACUACCGCGUUGUGCUACCCCGUCUUCCUACCGGUAAGCUGGUUGUGGACUCCGUUUUCCUGCAUGCUGACUCAAGUGGUCGACCGUACAGAGCCCAAGACUUCAGAGACGCCCUUCGGAACGUUAUUGACCUGAAGGAAAUAAGUUCCAUCGGUCAAUUUCAGAUGUCCCACGUGUGGAUGGUGACGUGCAAAUCAGGGAUGACAAAAUCAAAGCUAUUCGCAUGCGGGGAAUUAUCCGUGAAAGGUAGACGCUGCGUCGUCAUUGAUCCUGAGCCCACGGAAGUUAAAAUGAAGCUUUUGUGGCUUCCUGAGCGUUUGGAAGACUACUACAUUCGAGAUGCGCUCCAGGCUUACGGGAAAGUCAAGUCUGUACAGAGAGAAAGCUGGAGAGUAUCGGAGAUGGAACAGAUGCGUACGCUAAAUCGUGACGUAGUGUUGACUCUCGCCGAUGGAGUGAGCGUGGGAGACGUUCCACAUCUACUACCUGUUUGUGGAGUGCAGAGCCUCGUAUUAAUUCCAGGUCGGCCCCCAUUUUGUCUGCGCUGUAACAAGGUGGCGCACAUUCGUCGAAACUGCAGAACCCCACGUUGCGAAGCCUGCCGGCGCUUUGGCCACACAGCUGAAGAAUGUGUCGUAACAUACGCCGAUAAGUUACGACACAGAACAAGGCCUCCGGAUGAAAGCUUGCAAGAACACAUAAUGGAUAUUACGGAGGUUCUCGACGCGACGGGAGACGCGCCCUCUUCUGCGGAGACCAGCUGUGCCAGUAAGGCCCCUCUACCUGUUAAAGACAGUCACAAUGGCAUCGCAGAACUGCCCGUGGAAAAAGAAAGUAGCGAAGAGAAAGAUGACCAACCGAAGCAACAACCCAAAGGAGCACCCGCCACCACGGACCCAAUUGCUGCCCAGCAAGCGAAUGAGGGAGCCGGAGAUGUCUCAUCUGAUGCAUCCAAACAUCCCGACACGUUGUGCCAUGGCGCAUAG
Molecule: messenger RNA, 2199 nt
Organism: Dermacentor andersoni
Lineage: Eukaryota; Metazoa; Arthropoda; Arachnida; Ixodida; Ixodidae
Source: RefSeq, a predicted model, not a curated record